CUGUGGCGGAGCCCCGGUGACGUCACCGCGGCUGGUCGCCGCCCCUGUGGCUUCCUGCUGAGCCUCCGACACUCAACUCACGUCGUGUCGUCGCGGUGCACGCGGCCACUCCGCCUUUCCUCGCGCGAGAGACACUCGCGAGCCUCCAGACUCCAGACAUUAGACUCCAGCCUCCGGACUCCUGCCUCCGGCCAGAGACGUCGACGUUUCGGGCGGAGGAAAAGCGUGCUGAUCUCCGGAGCCACGGGCUUCAUGGGAAAGGUGCUGCUGGAGAAGCUGCUGAGGUCCUGCCCGGAGGUGGGGGCCGUCUACGUGCUGGUCCGCUCCAAAGCCGGGCAGAGCCCCAAGGCCCGCGUAGCCGACAUGGUGAACUGCAAGUUGUUUGAAAGACUGCAGGCUGAGCAGCCGGGCUUUGCGGAGAAGAUCAUCGCGGUGAACAGCGACCUGACGCAGUCGGAGCUCAAUCUGAGCAAAGGGGACCAGAGCGUCCUGGCGGAGAAGGUCCACAUCGUCUUCCACUGCGCCGCCACCAUCCGCUUCAACGAGCCCCUCAAAGACGCCAUGCAGCUGAACGUCCAGGCCACCCAGAAGAUGCUGGCCCUGGCCCACAGGAUGAAGCACCUGGAGGCCUUCGUUCACAUCUCCACGGCCUACGCCCACUGCGACCGGGAGAUCAUCGAGGAGGUGGUCUACCCCCCGCCCGUGGACUACCGCAGACUCAUCGAUACUCUGGACUGGAUGGACGACGACCUGGUGUCUGCGCUCACUCCCAAGCUUAUCGGGGAGCGGCCCAACACCUACACCUACACCAAAGCCCUGGCCGAGUACCUGGUGCUGCAGGAGGCCGGAGACCUCAACGUGGCCAUCGUCAGACCCUCCAUAGUGGGAGCCAGCUGGAAGGAGCCGUUCCCUGGCUGGAUCGACAACUUCAAUGGACCCAGUGGAAUAUUCAUCGCAGCUGGAAAGGGGAUCCUGCGCACCAUGAGGGCCUCUAACGACGCCGUGGCCGAUCUGGUGCCCGUGGACGUAGUCAUCAACGCCACGCUGGCCGCGGGCUGGUACUCCGGGUCCCAGGCCGGGAACAGGCUGAAGAACAUCCUGGUUUACAACUGCACGACCGGAGGAAUCAACCCGUUCCGCUGGGGAGAAGUCGAGUACCAUGUAAUAUCCACAUUCAAGAGGAACCCCCUUGAGCAGGCCUUCCGCCGGCCCAAUGUUAAUCUCACAUCCAAUCACCUAAUCAAUCAGUACUGGAUCGCUGUGAGCCACAAGGCUCCGGCCUUCCUCUAUGAUCUGUACCUCAGGCUGAUUGGACGAGAGCCCAGCUGCCGCCGGCCCAACGGGGCCUCAGGUGGCGACGUAGCAAAGACGGAGGCUUUGCUUUGUUCGCCCGUACGAGGAGGGAAAAAGGCCUUCCUCCUCACCUCACCCUCUCUGUCCUCCGUGUGCCGUCACUUGUGUAUAUCUCUUCCCCCCACAGAGUACUGUAUAAACAUGACCUUCAAGACCAAUCCCUUAGAGCAGGCCUUCAGAAGGCCCAAUGUCAAUCUGCGCUCCAACCCCUUUACUAAUCAGUACUGGACCACUGUCAGCCACACGCUGCCCGCCCUGCUCUAUGACGGCUGUCUCAUGCUGACGGGCCACAAGCCCCGGAUGAUGAAGAACAUCUCCCGCUUGCACAAGGCCAUGAUGGUGCUGGAAUAUUUCACCAGCCACUCCUGGAUGUGGAAGACGGACAACAUGACCAUGCUGAUGGCCCAGAUGAGCCCGGAGGAUAAGAAGCUGCACUGGGCAGAGUACAUGGAAAACUACUGCAUGGGCACCAAGAAAUACGUCCUCAACGAAGAGCUGUCGGGCCUGCCUGCUGCACGCAAACACCUCAACAAGCUGAGGAACAUCCGCUACACCUUCAACACCAUCCUGGUGGUGCUCAUCUGGCGCGUCUUCAUCGCCCGGUCCCAGAUGGCCCGGAACAUCUGGUACUUCGUGGUGAGCCUCUGCUUCAAGUUCCUGUCCUACUUCAGAGCGUCUUCCACCAUGAGAUAAUGAGGCCGGGGACACGGUGGCGUGAGUGUGGUGGUGGGGUGGUGGAAGAUGAAGAAAACGCCGGCCGUGGAUGACGAGGGGCUGCCUGUGCUCAGUGCUGGUUUUUUCUACUCGAGGAAUGAAGUGAAACGCCAUCAAUACACACAAAAAAAGAAAAAAAAAGAAACCAGCCGAGCCUGGAGUUCUGGCUCUGAAUUCAGGAGCCAAUCGUAAGAAAGCCCAUCGUUCAGGUUGUUACCGGUAGGUCCCGCCCCCCGGUGGCAGCUUCCGCCCCCAUCCGGCACACCUAUGCAUUGGAUGAUGCUGAGUCACUCCAGGCUUUGCUCCUUUAGGCUUUUCUG
Molecule: messenger RNA, 2387 nt
Organism: Menidia menidia (Atlantic silverside)
Lineage: Eukaryota; Metazoa; Chordata; Actinopteri; Atheriniformes; Atherinopsidae
Source: the annotation of a GenBank genome assembly